CGAAAGUCUUCCAGAAGACUACCGAAAUAGCGUUUUCAUCACUCUCGACAAUGAACCUCUUGGAUUGCCACAAGAUACUACGCCAGAAGAACUAGAGGAAGCCAAUACGUCAUCAUGGAGCACCAUCAAAAGAGACGUUGUUUUGCACGAAUCGUUGUCUUCUGAUAACAAAAAAUAUAUCCACGACACACCCCACGAAGAAACAGUUAAGUUUGAAACUACUUCAAACAAAAGUUCCAAAAGGCUCAGAAAGAUCUUGCAAGAACAACUGGGCCAAAUACACAGUAUGACCUUCCUGAUCGACAACGAGACCACUCUACAAGAAGCAGUGCAAAAAGCUGAAAGCUUGAAACAGUUUCUUGAACAAAACUUUCCCACAGAAAAUGGUUUGCCUCUUCGAUUGAGUCCUGUGAAAAAGUUAAAGGUUACUGAGACAAAAUACCAUCAAAUCUUUCAUAAGGCCCUACCUCCCAGACGACGCAAGACAAAAAAGUCUACACCAUUUACAAUAGAUCUUACUAAUGUGGGCGAUGAAAUGGCACAAGUGUCCACUAAUGUGCAAAACCAGGAGAAUGAAAAGAAAUUCAAGCAGCGUGCUGCCGUCAUUGUGCUCCUGAGAUGUGUCUUGACAAGCCGCUGGGUAAAAAGUUCUCCAGAGGCUGCGCUCAUUGAGCAACAAAGUAAAUCAAAGUAA
Messenger RNA from Xenia sp. Carnegie-2017, 694 nucleotides. RefSeq lists its product as uncharacterized. Bases 287 to 694 code for a protein of 135 amino acids. The transcript has 3 exons. Lineage: Eukaryota; Metazoa; Cnidaria; Anthozoa; Malacalcyonacea; Xeniidae. The record is from RefSeq and is a predicted model, not a curated record.